CGAAGGGGUCUGAGCUACUGGACAUUCGUGAUCAUCUCCAGCAAAGCUAGUGAGGCUGCAGCUCUAUGGGUCUCCUACCUCACCACUUGCUUCCAACAGGUUGCCAAGGAACGCUCGAGACCACCCUUCAAACUGCUGUGUGUGGGCUUAGAGGAUGUGCUCAGUGGGGUGACAGCACUGUCGCAGCACGAUGCAAUAUUCAAGGCCCGCCUGCAGCUGGUGAUCCUCUGCCCUGUGUUCCUGCAGUGUGUGGCCGGCGGACUGGCCACUGCGGUGAGACUCAACACGCUGCUGCAGCCAGGGCACGUGCUGGCCAUGCUGCUUGGGGUCACCGAUGACUCUAUCACCAUGCAACAUCGUACAGCACUGCUCUGCUAUGACCAAUGGCAGCGCCAGGUGGUGAAGGACCAGGACCCCAUGUUUGUUGGAGACUUCCUGGGAACGGCCAUGGACAUCCUGAGUCGCUCGUGGCAGCUGCAGCAGGCUAUCAGUCAGAUACACAAGGAUGACAACAAGGCCCACUUCUCUGUCCUGCCCAAGAAGAUAAAAGUGGGCCAGAACAAGCUGCUAAUUCUCCUUGUAGAUCCUCUAGAGUCUACAGACAAUGUACAGAUCAGUAUUGACAAAAAUGGCCAGAAGAUUGAAGUAACUUCGUUCAAGAAACGUAACCCGUACACACUCCAGUUCGCAGUACCAGCGACAUGCCUGCAAGUGUCAAUGCUGGUGACGGUGGCAGUGGAGAAGAACGGCAAGACACUCGGCCACCGCCUGGUCAAGUGCGAGAGCCGUAUGAGAGAACUUGAUCAGCUCCUCCGUGCCACCGACGACCCUCUCCAGUUCAUGUGCCAGACCUUGGGAAUAAGUCCAGGAGAUAGAGAACAGUUGGAUAUAUUCCUGGCAGCAGCGUUUCAGCAAAAUCUGCCACCACACUUCAACCUGCUUAGACCCACCGGCUUGCGACAUCACGGGAGCUGUGAGGAGUAUCCGACUCUGUUACAUUUUGCGGCGAGGUACGGACUGGAGAAGCUGACGUGGCAGCUACUGGAAUGUCCUGGCGGUGAGCAGGCCAGCCAACUGCGCAACACCUGCCAGCUGACUCCAGCCGACAUGGCCGAGCGCGCAGGCCACUCCAGGCUGGCCAACACUCUCAAGGGAUUCCUGCAAAUGACAGAACUCUCGAGCAUGUACAGCUACCUCAAGGGCAUGUCUGAGAAGCAAGCAAAUGAUUUGGUAUUAAAUUUUAACUGCACUAACUACCUUCUUCCGAGGCCACUGAACAACACGUACUCGGUGCCUCCUACUGCACGCCCUGUACUGAACACUCCCCCUCCGAACACCUCCCUCCCCAGCUCCCCCCACCACCCGUACACUAACAUCGACUCCUAUCAGAUUCCCCCCUCCCUCCCCGUAUCUGUCAGCGAUAACUUCGUCUACAAUGUUCCAUCGUUCCCCCUCCCCCUCCACUCACCCCUGGACAACUACCAGGUCCCGGGCCAAGCCAUCCCUUACAACCCUCCUACCCCUCCGACCCCCUCAUCACCCCUCGAUGCUCUUCCACCUGGCGGAUACAUGGAUAUGCAGUCUCCGACCAGUAGCAGUGGAGUUGGUUCUGCCAACAAGUUGAGGCGGAAGAUGAACCUGAACCUGCCCCACCACGAGUACCACAACUGUCCAUCAUCAGACUUAAAUGACCUCUACCUCCACAGUACAGAGGACAUCCUCUCCUGUCAAGGCAAUGAGAACCGCCACCGCAACAGCAGCCACAGCAGCAACAGCGGGAAGUCAUCAGUCAUGAGUGCCCAGGACGAGUUGGCAGAGAUCAUCAACGACUUCAAGAACAACGUGUUCACCAUUGCCGAGGUGGAGAAACUGGUGGAGAGUUGGCAAAACCGGCACGACGUCCAGCAGUCCUUCAAGGACAAACAGAAACAACUGAAUGAAAUGAGAGAAGAGUAUGAGAAAAUUCAGCAGUCCUUAAAGGAGAACAUGAAAAGAGCAACGCCCUUUGAAAGAAUUAGAAAGUUUUUCACCAGAGGAAAAACUAAAAAUUGUACUGGUGACUGCAAGAGCAAGCAGGCGUCAGCGAGUGGCAGCAGUCCGACAACAGCCACUGUCAGCCACCGACCUGCUAGCAGUCUCAGUCUCCAGUCUUCUUGCAGUUCAACCUCGUCAGGUCGCAUGAGUACUGGCAGCGGCACAAGCCUGGGCGACAGCGGCACACACUCGGACUCUGAUGACAGGAAGUCUUCUGAGAUUUCGAGGCACGAUUUGAGGUCAAAAAUGAUGUCAGGGAGGCUCUACACUGAAAUCCCACAGAGAGAUGUGUCAAAAACAUAA
Homalodisca vitripennis (glassy-winged sharpshooter) is the source of this 2337-nucleotide messenger RNA. RefSeq names its product phosphoinositide 3-kinase adapter protein 1-like. NCBI's taxonomy places the organism in Eukaryota, Metazoa, Arthropoda, Insecta, Hemiptera, Cicadellidae. The record is from RefSeq and is a predicted model, not a curated record. Gene Ontology annotation, cellular component: cytosol. Gene Ontology annotation, molecular function: fibroblast growth factor receptor binding; transmembrane receptor protein tyrosine kinase adaptor activity.